This is a messenger RNA of Austrofundulus limnaeus, 1144 nucleotides long. RefSeq names its product IQ motif containing K (gene iqck). Gene Ontology annotation, molecular function: protein binding. NCBI's taxonomy places the organism in Eukaryota, Metazoa, Chordata, Actinopteri, Cyprinodontiformes, Rivulidae. The record is from RefSeq and is a predicted model, not a curated record.
CGUCACAGGGAAAAAAAAGCGACAGAAACGUUCGGAUUGAGUAUUGAGUACAUAAAAUAAAAUGUAUAUAUAUAAAUAUACAACAUACUGUUUCACAAACUCAGUUUAUAGCAAUGCUGCUUUCAAGCUGCAUAUUAGUCACAAAAGGUGCUCAUAUUUGGAAACAACCAGUACAACUCCAACUGCUGGUAAAUUAUUCAAAUUUGUCUUUAUGUAGGCUCCUACGUCGUGGUUUGUGAUAUUUGGGGUUGAAUAUGUAUUUGCUAGCGCCAUUAAAAGGCGACUCGUGCCUUUUUUUUUUUUUUACACCGGAAAUUAGUGGUACGUACUUCCUUGGCAACGACGGUCCCUGACAACGAGUAAGCCGAACAAUGGCAGAAAUUGUCGGUGCUCGACAAAAAACACUUUGGGAACAACUUUGUGAAGAAUUUGAAGCUGAACAACCAAGGCCUCCCUGUGAAAAGUGGACAAAUAUUAGCUCAGUCAAACAGCCUGCAGCAGGUCCUGCCACAUAUUACUUGCAGACAGUGUUUCCAGUGUUGUUGCCUGGCCUGGAAGCUUUGCUGACAGAAGCCAGGAAACACGGCUGUUUUGAGAGAAAAAUAACAGCAUUUGUCCCCUGUGACUUCCUAACUGAGUGGCUCUACAAUCAUAACCCCCUCAGGCAGGAACAAGAUCCAGUGAACUUUAAUGAGAUUCCCUUUGUCAAGGACUGGCUGAGCAUCCAGUAAGAGCACGGCCAGAUGUGCAGGAGCUGCGUCGAUGGCAGAGGGAGCUGAGGGAGAACCCUGACAUUGCCAGAUCUAUUGCACGAUUCUGGGCACAACAAGAACGACGAGUGGCUUUGAGAGCAAAACGUCUUCCACAACGUCACCACCACCCAGAUGACCCCUGAGGCUGGUGAGUGGCUGAACCCCCCGCCCCGCCUGUGCAAUGGGAAGGAAACAUCCUUCACACAACUGAGUAAUUUCCUGGCUGUGUGAAACAGCCUGACUCCAGCUCAACUUGAAACACUUCAGCUGAGCUGGUAGUACUGUUAACUGUCAUUUGCUCCAUGUGCAGGGGUUCUCUGCUUUUUAAAGGCUAUAAAAUGUUGUUGCUCUGGUGUCAAACCAGUGGCGCCUGCAGAAAUAUUUUUCAGGGG